Fundulus heteroclitus (mummichog) is the source of this 8763-nucleotide messenger RNA. RefSeq names its product tet methylcytosine dioxygenase 2 (gene tet2). Bases 525 to 5807 code for a protein of 1760 amino acids. NCBI's taxonomy places the organism in Eukaryota, Metazoa, Chordata, Actinopteri, Cyprinodontiformes, Fundulidae. Gene Ontology annotation, cellular component: nucleus. Gene Ontology annotation, molecular function: DNA 5-methylcytosine dioxygenase activity. The record is from RefSeq and is a predicted model, not a curated record. Gene Ontology annotation, biological process: oxidative demethylation; myeloid cell differentiation; positive regulation of transcription by RNA polymerase II. The transcript is spliced from 10 exons.
UCACUAUUGUGUACGGCUGAGGGAGGAAGAAAAAAAAAAAAAAAGAGGGAGCUGAGGGGAGGGAAAGAAAACCUGUCUCUUUGUGUGAGAAGGACUCAGCAGGAAAGUGCUUUUAUGAAUUUGUGUUGUUUUUUUUUCCUACUUUUCUUUUUUCGUUGUCUCUUUUUGAGAUUGCUGCCACAGGAAGGCUCGUCUCCCCCCGAGCCGAAAGCCAGACCGCGUCCACUUUUCUAUGUGCCACAGCUGCCUUUGCACCGGGCUGACGCGCAAGUAUGCUCCUCCGGCCGGCAAAACAGCGACACCCGGGCUUCUCCUGAUGAUGAGAUCCAACGUCAGACUGGUUUCCAUGAAUAUUGAUGUGGAGCAUAGACUGUUUCAUAGAACAGAAGGAGGCAAGAUGGCUGCCCUAUAGGAUUUGUUAAAGAGGCGAUCCAGACGAUUUGCUGGAAUUUCUACAAAGUGGAGGGACAUAAAAAGAAGGUGGGACAGAGGGCAGGCUGGUGUAUGGGCUCUGAGCAGGCCAGAUGGAAACAGAAGAGGCCAACCAUGCGGCGGAAGAAAGUCUGAUGUUGGGACAGUUCGGAGCGUCUCGCCACCGCUCGCACAAAUUCCAGAAUGGAGCCCGGCGCUCACAGGAGGACUCUCUGCAGAUCAGCGACGGCGAGAGCUGGAUUAAUGAGGUGGUGCAAUACGAGCCCAGCAAAGCCGUCGGCUCUAUGAAGAGGUACAGGGAGAGCUGCAGCGUCCCUGCUUCUGAACAAGCAAUGUUCCAGCAGGGGUUCUACAAGAUGAACGGAGAUUUGAUGAACGGAGAUUUAGUGAACGGAGAGGCAAAGCACGGACUAUCUGAGCAGUCCUUACCGACCCACCAGCCCAAGAAGAUGAAAGUGGGCGUCGAAAUGAAAGAAAACGGCGACUCAAGCUAUGAAUUGGCGAAAAACUUCUCCGAGUCGACAAAGAAACCCGAAAUGGAGCGCACUUCUGCUCAGACUGACAUUGAUUUUGAUAUAAGGAGCUGUCAUUUAUCUAACGGAGAUAUUUUCAGUCUACCACAAAAUAAGCCGGUUCCAAACGGUGUUCUAUCAUCUUCCUCAACCAUAGAAAGCACUCCGGGUGACCUGUUGGAAAAAACCUUGUCUCAGUACUAUCCAGAGCAAGUGUCCAUUGCACCACAAGCCUCUGGACCACAGCUGGAUACUGUCAACAACUCAUUGGCCGCACACUCAGCCGCUGAAGGUGCUCGACCCCCUCCUCUCACCUCAGGGUUGUCAGAGUCGCAGCAGCAGCAGCCGCCGCCUGCAACAUCUGCAGAAGGCGUGAACAGCUACAACUCUGUCAACUAUUUAGUCAAUGGAUGUUCCAGCAACUUUGGAGCGAACCACCAUCAGCAGCCGCCCUCAUCUUGUUCUGGGGGAGCGCAAAGACAUCCCAAUGGGGCACAGGGUUUUCCAGAUAACGCAAACCCACAAGGUACAUAUACCCAGGCCCAGCAGGAGUACAACCCAAGGUCUUUUCUGACCCACAGCAAUUCCUUACAGAACGCAGAGGCAGGCGGAUAUGGAGCUCUUCUCAAUCCUGGCGUACACGAGAACAGCCAAAGCGACAAACCUGGAGCUGCUCUGCAGCAUGACGCCGGCUUAGGUCUUCAUUAUAGGAGCCAAACCCAGAGUUUCCAGGAUAAUGCCGGGCAGCAGCACAGACCUGACGGCCGCAUGGGAGCCGGUCUCCAGGAGCAAAAUCACUUGGGCUCAGUGAAUGGGAUGGAGAACGCGCAUCACCAGGGAGCCAACGUUUCCUGCUCCACUCCCAGCCAAACCGGUUGGAUGGAGAGGAAUCUUUCUCAUGCCCAUCGUCAGCCGACACAAUGCCCGUCCUCCCAGGCAAAUGAGCAAGGCAUGUGGAGCGACUUCCCCACUAAGUCUCAGUCAGAACAGCAGGCCGCCAGCCCCCAGGUUCAAAACCAGAGAAUGGAGCCAAACCCGGUGCAGAGGUACAGGGAAGCACAGGCACAAGAGCUUUUCACAGAUACCAGCCAAGGCCCCGGCUCCCAGCAAAGCCAGCCGGACUGUCCCCCUGCUCAAACGCACCGCGCUUCGGUUCAGCACAACCCGGCCCACGAGUGGCAGCAGUCCGACUCCAAAGCCCCUCAGAUGCAGCAACAUUUGCUCCAGAAAAUCCCUCAGAAUCAGCAAUCCAACUGCUACCUCGCCCCGACCGACUCAGAGCACUUACACGAGGACAAGGACCUGCAGGAGAUACUGUCAGCCGAGUUUGUGCCAACCCAGCAGCAGCACUGUCACCUCCAGCGCCCGCUGUCCCACCCGCCGCAGUUCGACGGCCAGCCGCUGACGUCGCCCACCUACAGACCUCGCAGCCAGCCUCCACCAGGUCUGCACCAGCCUCAGCCAGACCAGCCUUUCAGCAGCAACCAUCAGCACAGCCACCCCUCAGCAUUGACCUAUAGUAGCGCGGAGAUGCAACAGCCGCAACAUCAAAGACCGUGUCUCGUAAACUCAGGCAGCCAAAACCUCAAACACGUUCAACCGCAGCAGCCUAACAACCACUGCCAUGAGCCCAGCCGGGCGGACUUCGCCCAGACCUCCUCACAGUCGCAACCUCACCUGCCGCAGGCUCUGUUUCACCAACAGUCAGCACCACGGAUGUAUCCCAAAGCCGAAGAGCAGGCGAGGGCUUCUUGUACUCAGUUCCAAACAGGACCUCGACUACCUCUGGGACCGGCAGGUCCCCACGUUGACUUUCAGAGGCACGCGGCUCUGCGCAUGCAUCUGCUACAGCGGCAGGAGCGCCACGGCCCGCCUCCCUCCCCUCACAGCCCAGUUGAGCCCAAACUAAACCCGAGAGCCGUGAAAGUGGAGCCGCCUGGCUCGUGGCAGCAGGAGCCGGCGUUUCAGGCGCGGGACGCGGGGAUGGUCGGGGUUCAGAUCAAGCAGGAGAACCAGCAGUCCCUGUGCGCUCAGAACAAGAAGCCGGGGAGCAUCAUCGCCUCCAUGGAGCAGAGCCUGAGACAGUACGAGCUCCUGAACGUGUUCGAGAAGAAACCCUUCGUGGCCGGUUCGCCGAGUAAAGUCAAGGUGGAAUCCUCGGGGCCCGUCACGAUCCUGUCGACCAACGCGGAGAUGAGCGGGGCGGACUCCUCGGCCGCAGCAGCUUCACCCGCCGCAGCUCUGAAAAGAACGCUGGACUCCACUCCCAAGAAGGAGCAGCUCCUGAAGAGUUUCAUCGACUCCCCCAUGAAGCUGUUGGAUACCCCUGUAAAGAACCUUCUGGAUACUCCCAUGAAAACCCAAUAUGAGAUCGCCUCGUGCCACUGCGUCGAUCAAAUCAUUGAGAAGGACGAGGGUCCGUACUACACUCAUUUGGGCUCAGCGCCGACCGUCGCUGGCAUACGGGAGCUGAUGGAGAAAAGGUCUGGCCUCAGCGGGCGAGCCAUCAGGGUUGAGAAAGUAAUUUACACCGGCAAGGAGGGGAAAAGCACACAAGGAUGCCCCAUCGCCAAAUGGGUGAUUCGGCGAUCCAGUGUGGAUGAAAAGCUCCUGGUUCUGGUGCGUGAGCGUACCGGUCACAGGUGCGACACCGCCUGCAUCAUAAUCGUGAUCCUGGUGUGGGAAGGCAUCCAGCCCAGUCUGGCCGACCGCCUCUACCUGGAGCUGCGUGAGACGCUGACAAAACACGGAGCCCACACGCAGAGGCGCUGUGCUUUCAACGAGGAGAGGACCUGUGCGUGCCAGGGCUUCAAUCCUGAAGCCAGCGGUGCUUCUUUCUCUUUCGGCUGCUCUUGGAGCAUGUACUAUAAUGGCUGCAAGUUCGCCCGCAGCAAAAUCCCGAGGAAGUUUAAGCUACUAGGAGAUGAUGUCAGAGAGGAAGAGAACCUGGAGAAAAACUUUCAAAAUUUGGCCUCAUUACUGGCUCCCUUGUAUAAAAUCAUGGCACCUGAAGCCUAUGGAAACCAGGUAGAACAUGAGCAGAGAGCCCCAGAUUGUCGUCUGGGGCUCAAGGAUGGGCGCCCCUUCUCCGGAGUCACUGCAUGUCUGGACUUUUGUGCCCAUGCUCACAGAGACCUCCACAACAUGCAGGGAGGAAGCACUGUGGUGUGUACAUUAACGAGGGAGGAUAAUCGAGAAAUUGGAAAGAUCCCAGAGGAUGAGCAGCUCCACGUCCUACCUCUUUAUAAGGCUUCGAACACUGACGAGUUUGGCAGUGAGGAGGGCCAGCAGGAAAAAAUAAAAUCAGGGGCCAUCCAAGUCCUCAGUGCCUUUCGUCGCGAGGUGCGCAUGCUGGCCGAGCCCGCCAAGUCUUGCCGGCAGAAGAAGCUGGAUGCAAAAAAGGCAGCUGCCAACAAGAACGCCACGCUGGAAAGCUCAAACGAUAAGGCGGAAAAGGCCCUUCUGGCCAAGUCAAAAGCCGGCACUUACGACAACACUGUUCAGAGCGCUCCAUUUCCAGGUGCUGUGGGAGCCCCCCUUCAGUCGGGUCACCCGUCAUACCCCCUCGGGGCCAUGCCACAGCAAAUUCAGCAACAGCAGCAAAGAGGCGUGUUCCCCCCUUACCCUCCCUCACCAAACGCUGCUCUGCCAAGGUUCUCCAACGGCCCCGGCUCUUUUCCAGGCCCUCCAAGGCCAGAGAGUAUGUACACCCCCCAGCCAUCAGCACCCGCCGGCUCCUACCUUCCCUCUCUUCCAAACGCUUACAUGAACGGGCCGAAUCGUCCGCAACCAGGCCUUCAGUGUAACGGAGGAAUGCCGGUGGAGAGCUACCAUCCCUUCUACGCGGCGAACCAAAAGCAGCUGGACAUGUACCGCCAGCAGCGGCCUGCGCUCUACCCCGAGCAGCAGUAUGGUGUCCAGCAACGCUUUGAGCUCAGCUACCCGUCUAGGUACAGUCAGCCGGGCUUCCAAGUCAACGGCUACAGUGUCAUGAGACCACCUCAGCCCGUGAGGCAUUAUGGCCCCUUUGGCCAUACCAGAACCUCAGACACCCGGUUUAUUGACCCCCUAACCGGAGCACCCCCUGUUCAUGGUGCCGUGGAUUAUGCACUUGCUGUCAGUAAAGGGAGUCAGUUUGGAGAGUACCCAAAACCAUACCUGCCCCCUAGCCCACACAUCCCCGGCCACGACUCCUUCCAUAUGCAAAUCAAGCCCGAGAUGGGCAUGCCUGGCCCACAGAUGCUCCCCGCUCACAUCAGUGGCGGCUGUUUAAACGCCGAAACGCAGCCAGGGUUGAGUCUUCCCAACGGCGGCCCCCCGCUGCCCGGUAUUAAGCAGGAGCCCGGGAUGCCGACGACACCCACAACGCCCAAAAAGCCAGAGAUGUGGUCCGACAACGAGCACAACUUCUUGGAUCCCGAGAUCGGCGGCGUGGCAGUGGCUCCGAGUCACGGGUCUGUUCUCAUCGAGUGCGCAAAACGGGAGCUGCACGCCACCACGCCCCUGAAGAACCCGGACCGCAACCACCCGACGCGGAUCUCCCUGGUCUUCUACCAGCACAAGAACCUGAACGAGGCGAAGCACGGGCUGGCCAUGUGGGAAGCCAAGAUGGCGGACAAGGCUCGAGAGAAGGAGGAAGAGGCCGAGAGGAACGGCGGGGAGGGGACUCCGAGCAAGAGCGGCAAGAAGGGGGGCAAGCGGGAGCAUUCGGAGGCAUCGGAGCCCGCCGGGGAACCCCCAUACAAGCGUUUCAUCAAGGCACUGAUGGAGGGAUCGUCGUCGUCGUUCACAACGAACACUCACGUCACGACGACUCCAUAUGCAUUUACCAAGGUCACAGGGCCUUACAGUCAGUUUGUGUAGAAAGACCCUCUGAGGAAGCUGAAGGUGCUACAGCACAAUCCGCACGCAUCAAAUCACUAACGGCAGCCUUGUGAUGAAAAACAAAAGUACUGUUUCUCACCUCUCAUGCAAACCGAGCUUUACUAGUUGAUCCUACGGAGGACGCGGUGACUCUUGCAACCUAGCAGAACAGUCAGUGGUGCUUUCAGUCUGACACACAAGGAUCUUUUUCAGCUGGAAACAAAAGUUUCGUUUACGGUGGCUUUAUUUUUUCGUACAAAAUUUCUACUCUUUGCAUAAAACACUGACUUUGUGAAGUCCAGGACUCACGGUGCUGAAAAGUCUGCUUAUCACCACUUUUUAUUAUUCGAAUGCCUUCACACUAAAACCAGACUACACUCUACAAGAGACUCCCAUGAGCGUCUCCAUCGGUUUUAGGAAGUCCGUGUCUCUUGGAGCACUUUUUUAAUCAUUUAAGUUUCAUUUUUUUUCCUCACAUUGUUACAUAAGGAAAUGCAAAUCGGGUUAUGCUGUAUUGGAAAAAAAAAUUACAGGUACAACUCAGUAAAUUAGAAUAUCAUAUAAAAUCUGGUUUAUUUUAGCAAUUCAAUGCAAAAAACAGUGAAAGCCGUUUUAUAGGUCCGUUACUCAGAGCGGAGUAUCAAGUGUUUAUUUCAAGUCAUAACAACGGCUGGCGCUAGCAGCUAAUGAAAACCCAAAAUGCAAAAAAACUAUUUUUAAAAAGCAGCGAUGCCAAUUAAGAGAUGGGGCAAUUAUGUAGUUUGUUGUGGAAAAAAAAGUUUAAUUGCAAGAAAUGUAAUUUAUUGUGAUCAACUGUUGGUGUUGAUCAUAGCAAACCCUUAAAUCUAAGUGAUUGGGAUCAUUAGUUUUGCUUUUCUCUCCUCAUUGUUGUGUUCAGUGAGAACACAAUAUGAAUAAAUAGUUAUUGUGUUGUGCUUUUCAGCAGUCACAACUGUACUGAAGUGGUCUGCCAAGGUUUUAUCUUUUAGAGAAGUGUUUGCAUUUGUGGGCCUUUUCCUAUAUGCAUUCACAUACAGUUAUAGCCGUAUAAUUGCAGAAAGAUACUGCCAUUCAUUUUUAAGUACUUGUUAUUUUGAGAAUAUCAGCAAUUACAAUUUGUAUUGUUAUCACAGCAACUAUAACAGCAUGGAGCUAUUUUUAAGGCCAAAUGGCUCAUCCCUAGGGCCGAUAACAAAGAGCAGUCAGCAUCUACGCCAUGAUUGAUGCCAGAUCAAAUCCCCAUCGCAGCAUCUCUGUUCGAAAACGCGGAUUUUUAUUUUAUUUCGCAUCGGCUUCCAGCCGUAAUAAUCAAAAGUUAACGGAAAAAUGCUUGAUAUAUAUCGCUCUGUUUGAAUGAAUCCGUAUGAGUUUCACGUUUUGAAUUGAAUUGCUGGAAUAAAUUCAAGUUUCCAAUAAUAUUCUAGUCAAUGGAGAUGCAUAUCUAGUAAAAUGCUAAACAUGUCAGCAUAUUGGUGCUUUUAUCACUCUCUGAUGUCACUUAUACUGUACAAUUGAGCCAUUCAUGUGGUGCAUUUUUAACCUUUUGAGACAAAAAAAAUAUUUUCUUCUCUUUAGUUUUUAGCAGGUUUGCUUUGCUGUUCUUUGUGACUGUUUUUAUAGCUCCUUACUGUAGGUUCAGCGAACAUCCUGGCUUGUGAAUAUUACACAUAGUUUUACGUCUGUGGUGCUCAGUAAAUGUGCUUUUUAUACACUGAGGAACACAAAGCGGGGUGGGCUCAGUGUGGAGAGGGCAGCUGGCUCCCCGUUGUGAUCAAACUAAGAUUAAAAGGUGAGAUUUGUACAGUAAGUUAAUUCCCCUUAUAGGACUUUUGGGAUGUAUGUUGUAAAAUUGUGGCGAGUGUCAUGGUGUUUCUUUAGGUUUCAGCUGAUUUUUUAUUUCAACAAGGUGCUAUUCAGCCUAGUAGAAAUGUACAAUGUGAAACUUCUGGACAAAGCGAGAAGGCUUAUAAAUUAUGUAAAGUAUAAACCUGUCGUAUACCUCAAAAACAAGCUCGGCAAUAGGAUUAUUACAAAUCUUUUCAUUGUUGCGUGCUACUUUCACCAUAUUAGGCCGCCAACAGGCAAAAGGAAGCUCUUCAUUUUAGUUUCAGUGUGCUUCGAAAGUAUCAGUUGAACUUUACCAUUACUGUAAAAUCAGGGAGAUUUUUAACUAAUUAUGUCGUCAAGCCUUUUUGUUACAGUCAGGGACUCGCUAUAGCAUCCGGAGUCCCCGUCGUUUUCUUGUUUUUAAUAGAUUUCACCCAAAUUCAAAAUGGGAAGAAAAAGAAACAACAACCCAGAUACUAUCCUGCAGAAUUUCUACUUGUAUUUUAGCUGGUGAGGGUAUUUUCUGCUUAACGAAUCAACACAUAAUGCACUGAGUUGACAAAAGGGAACGAUAUUGACUAAGUUGAAGCAAUCUGUUUGUUUUUAAGCAAGACCAGAGCAGCGAUUAAUGCGGCUGCACAUCUUUUGCGCUUGAGUGUUGGUAAAUUUAAUUUAUAACCACUUAGUAACUGGUGAUUUCUUCCACUUAAUUAAGGCAAUUUAAUUGAACAUCAGUCCCCCCUCCCCCAAUUAUUUCAUAUGUUGAUUUUUUCUUUUCUUUUAAAAAGCACUUCCUUUAUUUUUCAGGAAAAGAAGUAGUAAAAAAAAAAGUUUUAUUUAAACAAAUUGUACAUGUGUUUAAAAAAAUAAAUUAUGUUACAUUGUACAUAGCGAGAAUUUGUAUUGCAGGAGUACAACUCACUGAUAUUCAUGUUAGGCUCUUUACGUUCUGUCAAAUUGUCGCAUGGCUCCACGUAUUUGAUCUUUCAAAUAAAAAAAAAUAAAAUUAAAUCCUAGCUGGAGCGUUUCCAGGUGAAUAAAAAUGUAAUGGAUUAUCCAGGAAGUUUUUCUUUUUUCGUUUUUUUUUUUUUUUUUGUAAAUACUACACUCACUCGCAGCAAUGUUUACA